Messenger RNA from Chironomus riparius, 2824 nucleotides. Lineage: Eukaryota; Metazoa; Arthropoda; Insecta; Diptera; Chironomidae. The record is from the annotation of a GenBank genome assembly.
GCUUGACAAUAAAUUAUUCUGGAAGUAAAAGAUAUAAAUAAACAUGAUGAGGAAAAGUGCGUGCCUUGAUUUUAAAAAAAAAUAUAUAUAUUUAAUUGAUUGGGCGGAAAUUAUUGAUAUCAAAUUCCUGAAAUAGUGUUCUUCAUUAAUAUUAUAAAAAUAAAAGUAGGUAUAUCUACUUAUGAUCAUUAUGCAACACUAGCUCAUUUCCUUCCUCAACUUUGUGUGCAUUUCUUCAUUUUUUUUUUUCAUUACCACUGAUGACAUUACUUGUAGUCAUCUAACAUUGUAUGGUGCACACAUGUCUUUCCUUUAGUGUCUUAAACAGGAAUGAUUAGAUUUUUGCAAAAUACAUAUGCAUUAUAAAUUGUAAACAGCAUGCCAAGUAGUUGCGGACGCAGUGAAAGCACAAAUGUGAUUUUUUCUUAUUUAUAAAUAACAAAUUCACAUGACAAUCUCGGUUUAGUCGGUUUUAAAAUCAAUUGGCAAUAACAUUCGGUUUAUUGAGCAUUAAUCGCAUCAUCAAUUUCAUUCAUUCAUUCGUACGGACUGAAAAAAGUAUGUUUAAAAAGCACAUAUUAUGGAUUAUGCUGUUUCAUUGUUCUCAACAAAUAAGUUCUGACGAUGAGUCUGAUAAGACAAAACGCGAAGUGUGGUCUGGUGGACGAUUUAAUACAUUUAGUGCUGAUAAGAAUGACAAGUCAAUGUCGCCAUUCUCACAAGUUUUUUCAGCCAUUGAAAGUUUAGGAUUAAAAUUUAAUGGAGAUGUUAAAUCAACGGUCGAAUUUUGGCCACCGGAUAUGGAUCGAGAUAAGUUUUAUAAAAUGAGGGAAGAAGAAUCUGCAUUUCCAUUUGCAUCGUGGUUUAAUUUUAAGCCGUUAGUGAAAGAAACAAAAGAGCCUGAAAUUUCAUAUCCAAUUAUUGUUAAUGACUAUGCUGAAAGUACGGUUAAACAAUUAAAUAAUGAUAAUUAUAGCACUAAGAGCUUAAAGGAUUAUACAACUAAGCCUGACGUUAUCAGGAAUCCACAAAAAUAUUUUAAACAUGAACAUUAUACUGUUAAACCUGAGAUUCAUGACAUUGAAUUUGAUCACAACUAUUUUUUAAGCACUGCUAAGCCUGAAGUCAUUGAUAAUGUCAAGUAUUAUAAAAGUACUAUAAAGAGACCUGAGCUGGGUUAUGAAAAGAAUAAUUUUAAAAGUGAAGUUAUUUAUGAAAGUAGCUAUGUUAAAAGUACUGAAAAGCCGUUUAUUAGCAGUGUUGUAGAAUAUGAAAAUGCUGUAGUAAGUCCAACACCGUUGAAUGAUUAUUCGCCAACGGAGCAGACAGUUAAUACCGACGAUGUAAUAAUAAAUAACACUGGACCAGUAAUGUUUCCAAAUAUCGGAUUGACAGAGAAGAGGACACAUGAGUUUAUUACUUUUGUCCCAACAACAGCCACAAGUCCGCGAGCUAAUAAAAAGCGGAAAUUAAAAAAGAAAGUAAAAACUUCUUCUAUUACACAAUUGAGUCAGGAAAAGCAUAAUAUCAUUCAAGCCCCACCAACAGCAUUGGCAUUUGAUGUAAUUGCAGAAACUAGUUCCGAAUAUACGCCAAUAAAAGAAAUCAUUGACAAUGAUUCUGUGCAUUAUACUGAUAUAAUAAAUAACUUGUCGAAUUUAACUGAAUUAUCAUUUAGUUCUUUUAAUGGCACUGGAAAUAAUCCUCAAUUUACACAGCAAUCUGAUCAUCAAAAAUCUAUUAAAAAUAUUAUUUAUAGCAGUAAAAUUAAUCAUUCGACGACUCCGUAUACAUUUAUAAUUAAAGUUGAGCCUGAAACUCAAGAUGAUGAUAUUAAAAUGUUAAGUAGCACUACGGAGAUUCCAGUAGUGACAUUGUCAUCAUCACGUCCGAUUGAUAUGAAAAAGUUGGAAUUGCCAAAGGAUUCCUUAAAAGCAGCUGAGAAGAAAAUAAAGGAGACCGUGAAUAAUGACAUGUCAAAUUUUAAGAUUAUUGUUGAAAGCAGUAGUCCAAUGAGCACGAUCUCAAAUAGCAUAGAUGAAAAGUAUUUUACGACUACUGUAUCGACUGCAAAAAAUCUUAAUCGUUCCAGAUUUGGCAUUAGAAAUUUCAAACCUAGAGUUCAGUCACAAGCUGUGAGGAAUGUAACAUCCUCAACAGCUGCAUCUGUAGCCAGUACGACUGUAAAGAGUAUAUCGAAGAGAAUUAGAUCAUCCAUAAGUACCCGACAUCAAGUGUCAACAUCGUCAGAAAAACCUAUAAAUGAUUCCAUGAUGAAUGUCAAAUCGACUGCAAAAUAUUAUACUCCAAAGUCAAGAACCCGUCAUCAAAAUAGCAGAAUUAAGCAGAGUACGACCAAGUCGUCAUCAUUAGCAACGAAAUUAACAACAUUUAGGACUAAAAUUCGCAGAACUACUAAAAAAUAAUCAGUUUUUUUGCUUUAAUUAACGAUUUUUUAUGUGCAAUAUUAACUUAUGUUUUGUAUGUUAUGUAUUUUUAAAAUAAAACGUCUCAUGUAAUGACCAGAUUUACUUCUAUUUUUUUCUUGACUGUAUUAGUGCAGUCUUUGUCUACAAAUACACUCACAUUUUUUCAUACUAUUUUAAUUACAGCAUACGAUAUCCAAUCUUUAACUUGAGCAUUUUAAAAUUUUAUUAAAUGAUUUCAAGUCCUGAUUUAAUUGUUUUUAUUGAUAUUUUACACAGUUUUCAGGCAAUUAUUAUCGAUUUAAACAUUUUUUUUCCUUAAAUGCUACACUCAUUUUUUCAUUCGAUGAUUUAUCCUUUAAAACUCAACUUACCACUCUCGAUUUAAUGCUUUAUCC